Molecule: messenger RNA, 13270 nt
Organism: Schistosoma haematobium
Lineage: Eukaryota; Metazoa; Platyhelminthes; Trematoda; Strigeidida; Schistosomatidae
Product: mitochondrial chaperone
Exons: 8
Coding region: 11394-12458 (354 amino acids)
Biological process (GO): mitochondrial respiratory chain complex III assembly; protein insertion into mitochondrial inner membrane from matrix
Cellular component (GO): mitochondrial inner membrane
Molecular function (GO): ATP binding; ATP hydrolysis activity
Source: RefSeq, a predicted model, not a curated record
CGUGUUGCGAACUUACUUUUAUAUGACUAGCUUGAAAAGUAUUUCCAUAAGUACUAAUUGCCACAGUUCUCCCCCGGUCAGAUCUGCAAUAUUUUCAAGUUUUUUGAGAAAAUAAUUGUUUAAGUAAACUCAUCAAGGUGCAAUAUCACAUUGUUGGACCUUGAAGUAACAUUCUCGUGUUGGGAGCUAAUGCAAAUUCUUCGCACAACUCUGAAAGCAUAUUGUGAUUUUAUUCUUUUACUGAUGAUUCUCAACAUUUUUGGUUCACACACUUCUUGUUUAGUUUGAUACCGUUAUUACAAUUAUCUCCGCUUAACACAGGCGUUCUAUAAAUAAAAGCUAUUUAAUUCACAACCACUGAUGUAAAAUCAAUAUACGAGGGAUUUAGUUCGAUUAUAAGCGCAGUUGUAAAUAAUUAUCACUUGUGUAACGUUUAUGAACCUCAACUGCGCUUAGUUCCUGCUACAUAUGUUUCUACUCUGUAUAUAUACAGAGUAUUACCUAAGUAUACUUAGGUAAUGUACUGUAGUAUAUUGCUUACUGUAUCAUAUUGACGGGAAAGGCGUAACUCAAAGAUGAAAUGUUUUGUAAGGUUUCUGAAGAAUGGAAAGUUAACCGUGCGAAGAAUUCUCAUUUCUAACUAACCCUGUCCUGUCUAAAUAACUUUUUGGUGAACUGCAAGCACUUUUAGUGAUUUAGAAAAGACUAGUGAAAUCUAGUGUUUUUUAUGACUUGGGGUGUGAGGUGGAAUUCUUCUCCUAUCCCUCUACCCUGGAAUAAAUCCAUAAUGGCAGACGAAUUUCUAAUUUCUUGAUCUAAGAUAGCAUUAUCAGUCAGUUUUUUCAUUGAAGACUAAAACUGACUCAGCGUAUAAACAAUAUACUUAGUGGUGGAUGUUAACAUCUGAAUGCAGGGUCCAAAUAUCAUGAAGUGGAAAACAAUUUAUGGUGACAAUUGAAUAAUAUAUCCUACUUUGAUGAUUAGUCUUGCAAUUAAAGGCCUUAACAACUUAUACUAGAGUUGUUACAUAGACUCAAGGACUCGGCUGAGUUUUAUUGACUUAUGUAAUUUAAGUCAUAAGCCAGGUAACUAAGUAGUACUUUCGCUUUUAAUAUACCACUUGGGAUCGCAUUAUAUUGUUAUGUUGCUUUGAGACAUGUCUUUUUAAAGUGAACGACAGUGUGUCUCUAUAUACUAAGAUUGCAAUAAGCAGUGUUGAUGUUACCCUUUGGAUGUCGAAUGGAAAGUCCACUAUGUAUAAGCACUUACCAUGAUUUGACUGUCUUUCCAAAAAGAACUGGGAUAAUAUGCAGCAUAAACAUAAAAGUAUGACAAUCAUCCUCCAUUUCAAUAGUUAUUAGCUGACUAAUCCCGGGACGGUCUAGGGAAAGCUGAUUUAUGCGUCAUGAACUUCCUUUGUACCAUCUUUGUGAUGAUCCAUCUAAGGGAUUUCAGAAAAUCCUAAAACACAGAAUCAAACCUUAACAAAAUAAGAUGUAGGAGUAAAUAUUUAACAGCUGUCAGGCCAGCAGUCGGUCAGCCGCAACGUAGGACCAGGCACACAUAUGCAUCAGUCCAAGUUGCCAUACCUCAUUAGCACAACAAAAUGUACGCCGAAUUCAUAGAAGUAGUUGCUUCAAUGGUAGUGACAAAUAUAAAAAAUUGCAUGUAAAGAUAUGGUACAGGAUGAAAGAAUUAAUUGGUACAAAGAAAGGUAUGAAGCAACUUUAAUCUUAUGGUUUAAGGGAAGACAGAGUGUAUACACCUACGCCAUUGUGAUCGAUCCUGAACCAUGUCACCCAGAGUCUCCAAACAUUCGUUACGAUAGUCACGCGGACCCCAACCAAGUAGUCUGCAUCUACCAACAUGGCUAAGACGAGGAGUUGGUGACUUCAAGCUCUGAUGCCACGUUUUGGUUUGGCUGCCCCUAACUUUCUUCUAGCCGUCUCCAACAUUAGUCAGCAUUGUGCGCCGUGGUAAUUGGUGGUUGGACAUGUGCAAUACGUCACCCAACCAUCUCAGUCGAUGAAGAUUCAUAACCUCAUCAACUGAUUUACCAUCAUUCCCUAAUACCCUGCGUCUAAUCUGACUAUUACUUACCCAGUGAUCCCAACAGACCCAAGUAAUAUUUCUAAGGCAUCUGUAAUCAAAUACCUGUAGCUUACGAAUAUCUUCUGCUCUUAGUGGCCAUGUUUUGCAGCCGUAAAGUAGAAUAGAACGGACUGCCGCGCAGUAUACUCGUCCUUUUAUUGAUAGACUGAUAUCUCGCCUUCGCCAAAGGUGACGUAAGUUGGCAAAAGCCAAUCGAGCUUUUCGAAUCCGUGCUGAGAUUUCGUCCGAUACCAACCCAUUAGGGCUGAUCAGACUUCCAAGUUAAGUAAAGUUGUCAACGCGUUCGACUACUUCACUCCCUAUCCUUAGUUCGGGUGUUGACUCAGACCAGUCCUGAAGCAACAACUUGCAUUUAGAGUGAGAGAAGUGCAUUCCAAACAUUCUGGCAUUGUUGCUCAGUGCUACCGAAAGACUCAGCAUUUUAUCAGCGUCUUCACCAAACAGGACUAUGUCAUCCGCGUAUUCUAAGUCGAUAAGUGGACCUCCUGGAAGAAGAUCAACACCCGAGAAUUCAGUAGACGAGAAUGUUAUUUCCAUCAAUAAGUCUAUGAUGAAGUUAAACAAAAAUGGAGAAAGUGGACAGCCUUGACGGACACCACUUGAGGUUGCAAAAGCAGAUGAAAGUUCGCCAUAAGCUCUGACUCGACUAGUAGUGUUCGAGUAAAGAGCCUUCACAAGGUUUAUGUACUUCUGUGGUGCACUUUUCGAUGACAGACACUGCCACAGAAUCUCGCGGUCUACCGAGUCAAAUGCUGCUUUUAAAUCAAGAAAGACCACCAUUGUCGGACGCCGAUAAGUAUGUCUGUGUUCUAGAACCUGACGAAUGGUGAAUAUGUGGUCGAUGCAGCCACGACCAGGUCUGAAGCCAGCUUGAUUCUCUCGUGUUUGCGGUUCACGAGUCCUAGUUAAGCGUCUGAUAAUUAUCGAGGCUAGUAUUUUAGAUACUAUAUUAGUUAAACUAAUCCCUCUAUGGUUGUCACAGGAUGAUUUUGACCCUCUCUUAUAUAUUGGGACGAUAAGUGAUUGUGACCAGUCAGAUGGGAUAACGUCUAACUCCCAGAUCUUAGUUAAAAUAUUCGUCAACCUAGUCGCUAAACUUGGACCACCAUCUUUAAAGACCUCUGGAGACAAUCCAUCUGCCCUUCCUCGUUUCAGAUUAACUAUAGCCUUUUGAACUUCUGCUAGAGUUGGGGAACCUAUUUCAAUGCUCCAUUCACACUGUCUGGGAAUGGAGGGUAGUUGUAGAGUAGCUGAAGGCCAGCUGAACUGUUCUCUGAAAUGUUCCGCCCAUCGUUCUAAACGUCUGGACUGGGAGCAGAUGAGUAUCGUCUUUUUCCGAAAUAGUCUGACUUACACUUGACUUAUUAAUUCCAGUUUCUUUUAUUAGUCUGUAGAGCUGUCUUGUGUUCCCUAUAGUCGCCGCCUUUUCCAUCUCUUUUGCUUUCGUUGCCCACCACUGCUCACGGUCGUUCCUUAGACUUUUGGUUAACCUAGAUCUAAUUUGUUGUUGCUCUUCAUCGUGUUCAGAGCCUGAUGGGAUGAGUUUACGAGAAUCCAUCAGUGCAAUAGACCUUGAGGAAAUCCAUUGGUUCUUUGUAACCCUGUGGUUUAAACCACUGAUAGAUGUCACUGUUGUUUCCACAGCUGUUUGUAAAUCUUUCCAAGCGGCAUCUGGGUCAGCCUCGUUGUUCUCGAUGAUUGUUGAGGCUAGUAUUUUAGGUGCUAUUUUAGUCAAACUAAUCCCUCUAUGAUUACCACAGGAUGAUUUUGACCCCUUCUUUAAUAUUGGGGCAGAUGGGAUUCAUGGGAUGGAUAUUCAAAACACCAACUUUACUUACAGCUAAAAUGUCAACAAAUUUCAUACCUUUCAUUUUUUUCCAAUAAAACAAGAACAGUAUAAAUGAAAUAGUAGGAAUUUGUUCAUUAUGUGGAUUCUUUUUAAAAGUUUGAAGUCUAAAACAUCGAUAUCAAUUUUUCGAAAAACGGUAUGUGGACACUUUAUUAAUGUUCAUACAAAAAGUAUCAAUAAAAACAAUAAUAUAGAAAUAGGAAAAUUGAAGGUAAAAGAUGUAAAAGCAGUUGAAUGGGUCAUUUGUUAUACUGUUGAAACGGACAAUAGUGACUAUAAAUAAUACACCUUUACUAGGAAACGAUUAUGUAUUGUUAAAACUACUAAAAAUAAGGUUAUUGAUAACUUAACGAGCACUAAUCAAAAUACGAUAAAUGCAGUGCAUCUGUUAAUGGUUUAAACUAUUUUUUCUAGUUAGCCUUUUUGCUUCAUAUACACAAGGAGUUGCAUUGAUGCUAUCCAAACAAACACAGAAUGCACUUAUAGGAUGGGAAUCUCAUGGACCCAGGAUCCUCAAAACCUUCUUCAAAACAAAGAACGAAAGAAUCACGAUGAAUGUUAUCAAAUGUUAUACACCCGCCAAUGAUAACAAUGACGACGAUAAAGAUCAGUUCUACGAGAGGCUUCAAUCGAUCAUAGUGAAGGGCUCAGAAAAGGACCUGACCAUACUGACGGAAGGCCUAAACGCCAAAGUUGGAAUGGACAACACCAGGUACGGAAAUAUCAUGGGACGACAUGGACUGAGAGAGAGAAACGAGAAUGGUGAGAGAUUUGCAAACCUAUGUGCAUUCAACAAAUUGGUCAUUGGUGGCACAAGGUUCUCGCAAAAACGCAUGCACAAAGCCACACGGAUUUCACCGGGUCACACUACACAGAACCAAAUCGACCAUAUCUGCACCAAUAAAAAGUUAAGAAGGACGACGAAGGACGUGAGAACCAAGAAAGGAGCUGAUAUAUCACCAGACCAUCAUUUGCUGGCCGCCAAGAUGAAACCGAAACUCAAGAAGCACUGGACAGCGGAGUGGACAACACUACAAAAGUUUAAUACGACGUUUCUUCGGGAUACCGACAGACUCAACAAAUCCAAGAUGUCCCUCAGCAAUAGGUUCCAAGCCUUUCACGGUCUAAUUAAUGGAGAGGGGACUACCAUAGCGAACAGCUGGAAGGGGGUCAAGGAGGCAGCCACUUCAAAAUGUCAUGAGGUUCUGGGCCACAAGAAGCACCAUCACAGGUAAUGGAUCACAGUUAAUACACUGGAUAAGAUUCAAGAAAGGAGGAACAAGAAAGCAGCAAUCAAUAUCAGCCGAACAAGAGCAGAGAAAGCCAAGUCACAAGCUGAAUACACAAAAGGAAACAAGCAAGUAAAGAGAAGCAUCAGAGCCGACAAACGUAAAUAUAUGGAGGAUUUAGCAAUGACGGCGGAAAAGGGUGCAAGAGAAGGAAACAUGAGACGAUUGUAUGACACAACAAUGAAACUCGCUGGAAAUUAUCGUAAACCAGAACGACCAGUGAAAAGCAGGGAAGGUAAUAUAAUCACCAACAUUGAAGAACAGUGAAACACGUGAGUAGAGCACUUUAAGGAACACUUGAGUCGACCAGCCCCACUGAACCCGCCCAACAUCGAUGCAACACCUACGGACUCCCCAAUCAAUGUUGCCCCACCAACAAUUGAAACCAACAUGACGAUCAGACAAAUCGAGAACGGAAAAGUAGCGGUACCAGACAGACGUGGCAGUAACUGCAAGUAUGCUUCACGUUCUGUUCAACAAGAUUUGGGAGGAAGAACAAGUGUCGAUGGACUGGAAAGAAGGGCACCUUAUCAAGAUGCCAACGGAAGGAAAUCUGUACAAGUGUGAAAACUACAGAGGCAUCACACUACUGUCAGUACCAGGAAAGGUUUCUAACAGGGUGUUGCUAAACCAAAUGAAAGACUCAGUAGACACCCAACUUCGAGAUCGACAGGCUGGAUUUCGUACGGAUCGAUCGUGCACAGACCAAAUCGUGACACUACUGAUCAUCGUUGAGUCAGGCAAGGUUGCUUACUCUCACCCUUCCUCUUUCUCCUGGUGAUCGACUGGAUUAUGAAGACGUCAACAUGUAGGGGAAGCAUGGGAUAUAGUGAACAACUAGGAUACAGCUGGACUGUUUAGACUUCGAAGAUGGUCUGGCUCUUAUAUCGCACACUCAACAAAAAAAACAGGAGGACACGACCAGUGCAACAGCAGUAGGUCUCAACAUACACAAAGGGAAAAGCAAGAUUCUCCGAUACAACACAGCAUGCAACAAUCGAAUCACACUUGACGGAGAAGCUUUGGAAGAUGUAAAAACCUUUACAUAUUUGGGCAGCAUCAUUGAUGAACAGGGUGGAUCUGAUGCAGAUGUGAAGGCGCGGAUCGGCAAAGCAAGAGCACCAUAUCUACAACUGAAGAACAUCUAGAGCUGAGAUUUCUAGUUCUUACAGGCUAACUAUAUGGCACUUAGCUAAGUAUGUAUAUUGUUAUUUGGUAAUUGAAAGCCUAAAAAAAUAAAACAUUUGAGCGACUUUAUUCAUGAAGAAAAUGGGAUGUUCAGUGUAUACUUUUUCUCACCUCUAUCGUGUAGAGGGAAUCAUUGUUAUUCUGUAAAUCUAUUUAUCAUAAUAUACGUUCUAUGUUAUGCUUUUUUCUAGUUCUUUGCUACCUGGUUUAUCUUAUUCAGUCUCAUUCUUCAAUAAUCUUUCACCACUCUUAGUAUGAACCGAAAAAAUUGUAGUCGAUUCAGAUAUGAAUCAGAUUUUAUGUCUGUGAUUAUCAACUGACUAUAGUUUUACUCAGUAAUCGUGUAAUAGUCUGACACAGUGUAUCUUGCCCAAUUAAUAGCUGUAUUUUCCUCUUUUAGACUGUAUGGGAGUUAUUUUGUAUCAUUCGGACAUUGCUCAAGUGGGUUUGUGCGACUCGAUGUAGGCUUGCUGUUUUUCUCUGUAUUUUUCUGCUGACAGUUUUCUUGUAUACCAUCGGGAAACAGCAUCAAAGAAGUUACGAUAGUCAUGUGAAUAAACCCAUUUUGUACAUAAUUACUGCUACAUACCAAAGAAACGUUCAACGUGCAGAACUUACAAGAAUGUGUAACACUCUACGUAAUCUGAAGGAUAUUUUAUGGAUUCUUGUAGAAGAUAGCACAGAACCUUCAUGGUAGUCUUUCUUUGGUUUGGUAUUUAGUAUGUUGUUUGAUCAGUCAUUUAUAUCUUAAUAUACACUUUUGUUCAUGAAACUACUAAUUGAGUUCAAUUAGAUGAAAGCCUUAUACCUUUUAAUUGCUCUUUUUUGAAUUUAACUUGGUUGUUGCUAGUCGCAUCUACCUUAGUGAAGUUUUUUCUAACUAUUUGAAAUAUGAUAAUGUGAUAAGUGUACUUUAUUCUCUUUUAGGGUUGUAUCAAAUAUUUUAGAUGAUUGUGGUGUCCCUUUUGUACACCUAAACAUCCCAACACCACAGUCAGAAAAACCUAAAGUGAAUGAACCCUUUUGGUUUCGUCCUAAGGGCAUACUUCAACGUAAUCUUGGACUACAAUGGUUGCGCCAGAAUCUUAUUUUAGGUAGAAACAAAGGUGUCUUAUACAUCGCCGAUGAUGACAACUCCUAUAAUUUACGUAUUUUUGAGGAAGUAAGUUUAUAAAUUUUUGUAUGCUUAAUUUUCAUCAUACUAAAUUAAUGCAGCUUAUGGACACUUUCUUUUUUUUCACUCCAUUAAUUGUCAGUUCCUGUCAGAAAAAACCACGAUUGGUCAGGAUAGUUGGUCAAAGUUAUUGACAUACCAACUGUUCUGUUUUAUACCUUAAGGUGAGACUUGGUUCAAGUUCGGUUAUAAUUAACGACAAUUCUACUGAGCUAUAUCGUUUGCUCAGAUUCUACUAGGGCUGGUAGGUCGGUUAGAAGCGCAAAUAAUUUAUUUGCGGAAGAGAUCGUACCAUCAAGUUUAUCAGAGAGUAUCGGAAGUUAGGUAUUUCUCAUAAAUAACUAGCGUCUUAGAUCCUGACUUCUCAUAAAUUGGGUGAACAUUUAGAAAGCACGAGUCAUAUGAACAGCUUUACUACCUUUGUCGAAUAGACCAGGUUUCACAGAACUGAAGUAGGACUCUGCACUAACAUGGUUCUACAUAGAUACUGAAAAUGGUACAACAGUCCUGUAGAUAAUGGGAAGAAAAGAGUGAAUUUUAAUAGAUAGGCUUUUAAAUCGACAAAUCAAUUACUUCUUGUCUUAGUUUGCCGGAUAUUAAUAAAUUAGGGAUAUAAAGUUUUUUAUUUCCUAGUGUUACAAAGUGCCAUUUGAAAUGUCUGUUUAAGCAGGACAAAAGGAUGUCAGUCUGUCUCACUUCCAAAUGUUUCAAGCCCUGGUAUUUUUUCUCCGCUGUUUCAUUACCAAAAUAAACUACUUCGCUAGCACAUAUUUCAUAAAUUAGUCACUAAAUAACAAAUUCAUGGCAGAGUAUUAAAGCUCAAAAACAUUAGUAGUUUUCAUCUGGAAAUGCAAAUAAAAGCUUGACUAGAAAAAAAAGAUAUUAACUUCUUUGUACCGUUUAUUGAUUAAAUUUAAGUAUGAAAAGUUCAUCCAUAACUUCAGAUGCGUGGUACAAACAAAGUUUCAACAUGGCCGGUUGGAUUUGCAGGUGAACUCCCAUGGGAGGGUUGUGUGACGUCUAAAAAUCGGACGCACAUUAUAAGUAUGUGGUCAGUAUACAAACCCGAGCGUCCUUUUCCAAUUGAUAUGGCAGGAUUUGCAGUUAAUAUUGAUCUUAUUCUUCAACACAAGAAUGCUGGAUUUGACUACAAACGUUUACGUGGAAUGCAGGAAUCACAAUUUUUGUUAGAUCUUGGUUUAAAAAAUUGGAGAGAAUUGGAACCACUAGCAGAUGGUUGUCGGAAGAUCCUAGUGUGGCAUACACGUACAGCAGAACCACUUUUAACACUAUGGAAUAAACUGGAAUCGCAAGGAGUUAUAGCUCCACCUAUAGAUGAUUGGCCCUAAAAUAUGUAGUAUGAUUCUAAAAGAAAACAAUUAUAAUCUGUCUGUCAAAAUACUUUUUACUUAGGCAGUAUUCACUUAUUCAAUCAACUGUAUUCAAAAGAAACCAAAAGUUACAUCCAAACGUCAUACAUAAUCAUUCAAAUUGUUCAUAAUAUAACGCAUACAUUUUCUUAUGUAAAUAAUAUAUAGUUUGUAUCAUAUUACUUAUUAUUUAUAGAAAUAAAAUAUUUUUGAAUUUCUAUCAUUUUUGUAUAUAUUCUGAGUUGCUCUUCUCAAUUGUUUAUUUGUAAUUGUGAUUGUUUUAAUUCCUUUUGAUAAAUAGUAGUUAUUGUGUAUAAUUUAUUCAGUUCGGUUUUUUUAAAACAAAAUCCUUGCUAUCACACAACGAAGCUAUAUGGAAAUCAACAAUUACUGUGUAGUUUGAUCAGCCAAUGAGAAACGUGGUUUUCACGAAUUGAGUUUUCAAUUCAAACAGCUUCCGCAUAAUUUCCGUUUUGUAUUCGUGUGAUGAAUUAAAGAGAUAACUACGUACAUGUCUGAAGUUCACAGAGUACUGAACACGAAGUUUACAAUGAAAUACGCUAUUCUAGUCUAAUUAGUUUACUUUGUACUCACUAAGACCGCUUUUACUGUAUUUCUAUUCUUAUAUAUAUUUCGUGUACCUAUAAUUGGUUGCCUAUCCAGUUAUUUAAAUAUUAUUUUGUUAUUACUGCAACUCCCAUCUCAUCAUAUUGUUUUGUACGUGAUUGGUGUUGAUAUGAUUAUUAAUUCCUAUCGAUUAUUGCAUACAGUACAGUAUAAUUUUUCAAGUCAAACAGUGGUAAUUUCGACUCUCAGUUUGAUAUACAAACGCGUACGAAUUAUACUGAUUUAUAUUGGCUAUUAUAUCAAGUUUUUCCUACACUUGUUUACUAUCUUUUGGAUUGUGUACUUUGUAUCUGUUGUUUCCAUUGCAUCCUGUAUUUUCUAGAGUAUAGUAAUUCUACUUGGACAUAAAUAAAAUUGAUGGCUUUCAUAGGAAAUAUGGAGUUGUAUUUUCCUCAUAUUAGACUUUCAAAUCUGACUUUAUUUAAUGAUUCAUUUGCAUGACCGUUUCAUAUAGUUUCACCUUAUGAACUAGAUAGAUUAUAACACUUGUUUUCCCUUUCUCAGUGAAAUCAUGUUAGUAAUGGGAUAAUGAGACGGAAUUUGUCAUAUUCUUCCUUUCAUUUGUGGUAAGGUAAGUCAGUUGUAACAUGAAGACUACAAUGAAUUUCGUCUCAUUUUCCUGUUACUGGCGUGAUCUCCAUGAGAAAAGAAUACUGAGUAACUAAACAACAUGAUAAAAGUAACUGGUUUAUCUUAUAUAUUUCUGAUGAGUUACCCUAGGAGUAAUUAAAAGCUUAUAGUGCAUAUUACUGGGAACACAUCACAGUAAUUUAUUGCUCUGCAGUCUGUUGAUGAUAUCUUCGCUCCAUAAAGUGGGUCAUAUUUCGUGUUUCGAUUUUCAUAUUUUCUGGACUUUCGAUGGGAAGACUUGCUGCUGAAGGCGCUUCAAGUUUCUUUUUCAUUAUCAAUAUUUCAGACCUAUGUAAAUCUUUCCAUUCCCAUCCACACUUUGAACUGUGCUGACUACUCUACACCUUUUACACUUUAAAGUUCAUAGUAAUUAGGAUGACGUGGAUAAGGUAAACUUUAUAAAUCGUACUUGAUUUUCGAUCCUGCCUGAUAUAACAGAUUAGUCAGUUGUAUAUUACAACAGGUUAUUAAGUUAGUCCAUUAAUUCUGGUUUCGCUUCUUCUAAUUCACGUCAAUCACUGUCGUUGUUCAAUGAGUUCCGAUUCCUCCAUAGACUUAAAUUUACUAACUUGGCUAAUUCAUCGUAUAAAUGCCAUUUAUAUUCGCAGCAAAAAGUCAUUGCUUUUCGAAUAAGGAUUAUAUAUGUUGCCGUUAGAUAGAUGUUCUGUAUUUAAGUAGUCGAAUUUAGAUAACUAUUUUAUACAUGCAGCAAUAGAACGAGACCAUCUUAGAUUUGAUAGAAAAGAUAUUUCUCUCCAACCAUAAAUAGUGGUAUGUAAAAGUAUUUUUUUCGAUAAUUCGUCUUUCCCUAGUAAAAUUUCUUUUGUACGCUGAAACUGUUGUCCAUAUAUAGUACAAAACUCAAGACAACAUGAAUGGUAUGACCUCCAAUCCAUUUCAUAGUGAUAUACACUUUCGAACUCAUCAAUGUUCAACACUAGGCGGGCAAAAAGUGCCAUCACUUUGGCAUUUCAAUAAUCAAUAAUAGUGUCUCAUUAAACUAUUAUGAGAAGUAGAUAUUUUGAAACUUCGUAGAUUCCUAAUAUCUUCCUGUUUGAUGUUGUGAACAGGUUGUGUAACUGUAGUCUUUUCUUAACAUUGCUUUUAACUUUAUAAACUAUAGUUUACUUUUUAUUGGGACAUAUUUUAGGACAAUGGAAAUCGUACAGGAUUUGGCAGCCUCCACUUUGAAAGAUAAUCCAUACUUUAGUGCCGGUGCUGGGCUAUUUGGAGUUGGGAUAGGAAUGGCUGCCCUUAGAAGAAUGAGUCAAGUUAUAAACCUUCUCGUUCGCCGUAAUCUCACUUUAACUUUAGAAGUAGCCAGUCAUGAUAAGGCUUAUCCCUGGGUUUUACAUUGGAUUACGCUGAAAUCUAAUGGACCGUUAAUGAAAGGUGGAAAAAACAAAAUAGGUGGUACAAGUCAACACUUAAGUGUUGAAACUAGUGUAGUACGUACAGAAGGCGGGCGAAUCAAAGCUGCAUUCGGCUUUGUGCCUAGCGUUGGCGUUCACUAUAUGGUUCACCAAAUGAAAUUAAUCCGAAUUGAACGUGUUCGUGCUCAACAAUCCUUACAAGGUGCUACUGUAGCUCCAUUCGAAAGUGUAACUCUUACGACGUUCGGUCGCAACGCCAGAUUUUUUAUUGAUUUGCUCGAGGAGGCUAGAGAAGAAGCUCUUGCACGUGAAAAGGGUUGGACCGUUGUUUACAAGGCUGUUGGUUCAGAAUGGCGCCAGUUUGGUUAUCCUCGUCCACGUCGACCUUUAAAUUCUGUCAUACUGCGUGAUGGUAUAGCUGAAACUAUUGUAGCUGAUGUCAAAGAGUUUGUUGACAACCAGGCCUGGUACACUGAUCGUGGUAUACCAUAUCAUCGUGGUUAUUUAUUAUAUGGACCACCAGGAUGUGGCAAAACUAGUUUCAUAACAGCUUUGGCAGGCCAUUUAGAUUAUAGCAUUAGCAUAUUAAAUUUAAGCGAAUUCGGCAUGACGGCAGAUCGAUUAGAUCAUUUAUUAACGCAUGCACCGCUUCAAACUAUCAUCUUACUUGAGGAUAUUGACGCAGCAGUGCACAGUCGUAACACAUCAAAUAAUGAUCUACUUCAUAGCAAAGCUUAUGAAGGUAUGCCAACACUCACUUUAAGUGGAUUGUUAAAUGCACUAGAUGGUGUAACCUCGACGGAUGGUCGCAUCAUAUUCAUGACUACAAACUAUAUCGAUCGGUGAGUAUCUGAAUUAUUGCAUACAAACUUUUUUCCCAUAUUAACUCUCAUUUCCCAGGUGCAGGUUUGUGUAAUUUUAUUUAGAUCAUAUUAUCCAGUAAUUCAAACCGAAGUAGACGGAGUGGCGUUCUAACCUGCUUCUUGGUAGAUAAAAGUUAAACUCCUCGGCCAUAGUCGAUACUUUGAACAACUAUCAGUAAAGUUGGAAUAAUUUCUUCUUCACUACAACUGGUUCAUAGUGAAAUUAUGUAUUUUAAAUUUCAUUUAUUCGUAAAUAAAAUUUUCAUAUUGGUAAUCAUUAAUGAACAAAUUCAAAACAAACUGACACUAUAGUAGGUAGAACAGAGACUUGAUCCUGCUCUAAUACGACCCGGUCGCGUUGAUAUGCGUGUACGAGUUGACGUUUGCGACUCGUCUCAACUAAUGCGCAUGUUUAGUCGAUUUUACCCACAGUGGACGUCGUCUGACAUUAAUAAUUUAGCUCAAAAGUUUGCAAGUCUAUUAAAGGAUACACCUUUGAGUUCAGCACAAGUUCAAGGUUAUUUGCUGUUGCAUAAAGAUGACCCUUUAAAAGCAAUUAGUAAUAUAAAUCAACUGUUGUCUCCGUAUGAUUCAUAAAUUUUUAAUCUUAUACCCAGUGAUACGCUUAAAAUGUAACGUAAUUUAGAUUCUCAGGAUGGUUUAGAUUAUUGUUGAUUAAUCCCAUUCAAAUUGUUUGUUGUUUAUAAUCUUGUGUACAUAAUCUAUGUUUUUAAUCAAAUAAAGAAAUUCGUAUGAAAAGGUUAGUUAAAAUAUCCAAAUUUCUACUUGAAAUGU